UUGUGAUGUUCUAUUCGACUCAACCUUUUCUCCCGACACAUGCGCCCCACUUCUAUCCCAUAUCGGCCUUCAUUGCAACACUUUCCGCCUCUCCGCCUUCUCUUUCGCCAUGUUUGACGACAACCCCAUUCCCCCCCUAGCCACCUUCAUGUUUGCUUAAGGAAGCUGGCUUUCGUCCCCUCCCUUCUCAGGUUGUAAUGUGAUGGCUGAUUGCGGACAAUGGGGUUUUUGGAGAGCGUCCAAUGAAGCCAAGGUCAGUGCACAGCGCCCUGAGAGUUUUUUUCUUGUUUGAUAGGCGCGCACUCUUUAGCAUUCAGCAUGCGCUAUUUGUCCAUACUUCUCCCGAGCUAAUCCCGGCCAGAAGCACGGCUUCGUGUGGUGUCCUUUUGGCUUGAGCUCUGUGCCUGAAGGCAACCGUCCGGAUGGUCCUGAGUGGAACACUUCCUUAUGUGCGCUUUGAUUUGCCGAAGCAGCUUCUGUUCAUGGCAAGGUUGAUCACCAACUUCUCAGAUUCGGCCUUGUUUCAGACAUAAAUGUUCUUCACACUUAUGGAGGCCUGAUGUAUGUGGUUAAAAUCACCAUUUGUGUAGUGCCAUUUUACGUUCGUUAAAGAUUCUUGCACAUUUCAGUCGGCCUUGCUUGAAUUGCACUCUUGAUUACAGCGGACUCUCUGAUGAUGGAGGAACCAAACAAACCAGUCAAACACUCUCAGGGAGACCUGUGUCAUCGAAACGGAGUGCAAAAUCUGAAGAUGCCCAACUCACAGCAUUGUACUGAAGAGGAAGCACAGUCAGCGGGGAGCUUCGUAUAGCGCAGUGCAGACCUCGCAGGGUGAAUGCUCAAAGCAAUUAUCAGUUUUGCUUUGGGCUUGGGUGCCAGGGCUGGUGGCUCGGUAAAAGCCAGCAUCACUCCAACGUAUAUAAGUAGGUUCACCUUCAGAACUGACGUGGAAGACAUCAAGAAAAAUUCAUUGGAGCCUCCGCACAUGUAUAAGUGUGUCACAACCUUGCCAUUCAGUGCAGGCAAUGGAGCUGGCAAAUCCACACUUCUCUCCAUCAUGGGUGGCAAGAAGAUGGUCCCAAGAAAUGAUUGCAAGAUCUUGGGCAAACCCGUGUUCCAUGAUUCUACAUUGAACUCGGACCGGAUGUACUGUGGUGAUUGGUGGCGCACUGAUUUUUUCUUCAAUAUCACUGUCGCAGAGUUGAUUGGGGACAAGCUUCUUGAAACCCCUCGGGUUCAAGAACUUAUUGACAUCAUGCAAAUCAACACAUCAUGGCAUAUCAAUGCGAUCAGUGACGGCCAAAGACGCAGGUGUCAAUUGCUCGAGUGCCUAGCAGAAGAGAAGAAGGUCUACAUCCUUGACGAAAUCACCACGGACUUGGAUCUUUAUGCUCGUGAAGGGCUCCUUAGUUUUUUGCGGCGCGAAUCUGAAGAGAAGGGAGCGACAAUUUUCUACGCGACCCACAGUUUUGAUCACCUGGCUGAGUGGGCCACGCACCUGCUCUUUUUCUCAGCUGGAAAGGUGCAACGAUGCUGCCGGAUAUCUGACUUGCAUGAGUACCACCAGCUGGCCAAGAAUACCCGUUGUCCCUUGUACACCUUGAUGAAGCAAUGGAUUGUACAGAGUUAUGGCGAAACUGGAGCUGUGCAGCAGGAUGCAUCCUCGACUGGUCCACCUGUGGAAGCAGUCGACGGGCCCGUCCUGGAAAGUAAGAACCUCACCUAUAGUUAUGCUGGCGGCACACCUCAACUGCAGAACGUGUCCUUCCACUUUAGCCGCGGUGCACGCAUUCUGGUGGUCGGGGCGAAUGGAGCUGGAAAGUCCACCUUGCUAUCGAUCUUGGGUGGAAAACGCAUGAUCCCAAGAGGUCAUGCAACCGUCAUGAGGAAGGAUUGCUUUAACGAUCCUGGAGUGUCACAGCACAUCAUGUAUUGUGGUGAUUGGUGGCGGACAACGUUUUUUAUGAACCUUUCCAUUGGAGCACUUCUUGGAGAUGUUGCGCAGACUGCGCGUUGCCAACACUUGGCGCAUGUCUUGCAGGUGGAUAUGCAGUGGAGGAUCAACGAAGUCUCGGAUGGGAUGAGGCGUCGGUGCCAACUUUUGGAGUGCUUGGCGACACCGCGCUCAGUCUAUUUGAUGGAUGAGAUCACCUCAGACUUAGAUUUGUUUGCUCGCGAAGGCAUCUUAAAUUUUCUCCGUGCAGAGACCGAAACAAGGGGAGCCACAAUAUUCUAUUGCACGCAUAUUUUUGAUCAUCUUGAAGGAUGGGCAAGCCACCUCCUGCACCUGUCGCAGGGUGAGGUGAUACGAUUCUGCCCAAUGAGCGAGGUUGAGGAGUAUAGCACUCUUUGCGAGGAGGGGAAUGCCACUCCAUUGUAUUCUUUGGUGAGAAGAUGGAUUUACAAGGAAUAUGAUGCCGGUGGUGGGGCGCAGCCUUGGCGAAAACUUGCAAAGACUGAGGACGGUCGCCUUCCAAACCUUGGACUGGCAGGCCCAUUUCAGAUGACAAGCGGCUGAGGCAGCUGAGGAAUUGAAUCCCUUGAAUCCUGUGCUGGCCAUUUUGAAAUUGGGCAGUUUCACCAUUGUUGCACACUUCAAGCUUCAAAAUGCUUCGGUAGUUAGUUUUUUUUUUGGAAUCGGGUCAUG
Durusdinium trenchii is the source of this 2647-nucleotide messenger RNA. Lineage: Eukaryota; Dinophyceae; Suessiales; Symbiodiniaceae. The record is from the annotation of a GenBank genome assembly.